UUUUUGUUUCCUUUAAAUGUUUUAUGUAAAGUUCUAUUACAGUAUCUGAUAAUUAAUUAAUGAAAAUAAUAUUAGUCAUUGAGAUGAAAACUAAAAAACUACAUUGUUAGGAAAAAUCGUAGAAAAUUUGGUACACAUUCAUACACGUCUGCUACCGUAUCUGACAGUGACCUAGCGAUACCUUACGUAUUGAAUAAUCAAAGAGAACUUUGUACAUUAACGCAUCACAUAACCUAAAAUAUGGUUCGGUUUAAAAACAGAUAUAUAGUAUUUGAAAUAAGCCUUAAUGAUAAAUAUAAUAAGCCUUUCCAAUUAAAAACUACAACUUUACAUGUUGCAAUUCAAAAAAAGGUACAACAGUUGUACGGUGAUUUUGGAGAUGCAGCAAUAAAAGCUGGUUUUAGCGCAAAGUAUUGCAAUAUACAUACAAAAAUAGCAUUAGUAAAAACUAGACACGGUCCCCAUAAAUUUUUACUGAAAGCUAUUCCAAUGAUAAUUGAUAUUGCAGGACGUUUAGUAUCAGUAAAAAUACUUUAUGUGGGUGCAACAUUAAAACAUUGUUUCCUUUUUAUUAAAAAAUAUCAACAACAAAAACUAGAACAAGUAUGGAACACUCUUAAAAACGAAACAGAGCGCAAAAACAUGGAAAACGCUUUAAUGACGCUAACUCCAGCCAUGAAAGACUGUACAUAAAACAUUAUACUUUCGAAACUAAAUGUAUUUAUAUUCAUAAAGU
Eufriesea mexicana is the source of this 736-nucleotide messenger RNA. It is a transcript of the gene Pop5, whose product is annotated as POP5 ribonuclease P/MRP subunit. The record is from RefSeq and is a predicted model, not a curated record. Lineage: Eukaryota; Metazoa; Arthropoda; Insecta; Hymenoptera; Apidae. Gene Ontology annotation, cellular component: ribonuclease P complex. Gene Ontology annotation, molecular function: ribonuclease P RNA binding. The coding region runs from base 241 to 693 and encodes 150 amino acids. The transcript is spliced from 5 exons. Gene Ontology annotation, biological process: tRNA 5'-leader removal.